GACAGUUUUUCGGUUCCGACGCUGUGUUCCGGGCCGGGCGGGGGUUUACCGGGCCGAGCUGCGCGAUGCGGAGGCUGCAGGUGGUGCUGGGCCACCUGAAAGGCCGGCCUGAUGCGGACGGGACGCCCGCGCUGCAGGCCGCGCCGUGCUGGAGCGUCGCUCGCAGCGCGUCGCCCGAGGACGUGGUCGUGGUGCACGGGCGGCGCACGGCCAUUGGCCGAGGGGGCCGCGGUGCCUUCAAGGACACCACCCCCGACGAGCUGCUCUCGGCCGUCUUGACUGCGGUUCUCCAGGACUUGAAGCUGAGCCCGACCCAACUGGGAGACAUCUGCGUGGGUGAGCACGCCGCCCGGGCCCUGGGCUCGGCCCCCUCGCGCUCCCACCUCGCCACCCUCCAGGCACCGGCCUGGUGUUGUCACUGAGGGGGACGUCGGGGGACUGCACACAGAUGCAUUUGUCUUUUUAGGACUAGGCUCCGCCCCCGCCUCCAGGCACUUUCUGCCCUCCUCCAAGCACAUUCGGCAUGUUAAGUUUGGUAGAAAGCAGGGCUUUCCAGUGACAGACAUUCUCUAACGCCAAGACACUUGGCACAGGUUUGAGGACACCCUAGGAGACCUGAAACUGUGGGGUUUUCUACCGAUCCCGACA
This is a messenger RNA of Miniopterus natalensis, 648 nucleotides long. The record is from RefSeq and is a predicted model, not a curated record. NCBI's taxonomy places the organism in Eukaryota, Metazoa, Chordata, Mammalia, Chiroptera, Miniopteridae.